ACAGUGUGCAGAGAGCAGAAACCUGAGAGGUUUGCAAAUCUGGUGCCAUUUUGGCCAAGUCGUUCAAGGGCUGGCCAGGUUAGGGGAGGCUGUUCUGCAACAUGAAGGCCAAAGCUUUUGCCACUAUGGAAAAGGAGAAUGGUUUGCUUAAGCCUUCUUGGAUUGAUGAAGGAGCUAACGAGUUGAAACCGGUUGUUAGAUCUUCCUACCCGAAGAAAAUCUUAUUUUUAAUUGUAUCAUUGGUAAUAAUUGUAUUAAUGGUAAUAAUUGCAUUAUUAUCGGUAAAUGGGCUGGGUACAAGGUAUCCAUUUGGAAAUAACAUGACCCCCGCUGCUGACCCUAUUAAAGAAGAAGCGGUCCCUAAAAAUCUCACGGUGUCAAUCCUGCAGGAAGCCCAGAAAUCCGAACCAUUGUGUGAGGACAUGGAAAAUUGCUUCGACAGAGCGAUCAAGGAAUUCGUAUCGGAGCCACAGAUUUUAAAGGAGAAAGCGGUCCCUAAAAAUCUUACAGUGUCAAUCCUGCAGGAAGCCCAGAAAUCCGAACCAUUUUCUGAGGCCAUGGGAAAUUGCUUCGACAAAGCGAUCAAGGAAUUCGUAUCAGAGCCACAGAUUGUAAAGGAGAAUGCCAAGAUGGUCCUUGAGUGUGACGGAACGAGGAGGGAGUUUGUGUCUGGGAAAGGAGAAAACUCUAUCGAGGUGUUCUGGGUGGAUGGCCAAACACAUUACACGGUCAGAGAAGCCAAUUCACAAGUCUAUAUAGCAAGGCUGGGGCGCAGAGAAUUACCACUCAGCCUUGGCAGCCUCUUGAACGUCUACCAACAGUUGGCUUCCCCUGAAGGACAAGAGCUACAGCAGUGCCUAGAUAAGGUGAUAGAGAAAUUUCCCAAGGAACCGCAAACUCUGCAGGACAAUGCGGUGUUGCAGGUCUCAUGCGGGGGGAGUAAUGUGACCUUCCGCUCGGAAGCUGGGACGAAUGAAAUCAACGUAUACAAAGAUACGCAGGGGGAGAUUGUAUAUAAUGUAAAAGCUAGAGGAAGGGCUUGGUGGGACCGAUUAUUCAAAAGGAGUUAAGGAAUGAUACCAAAGAAGGCAGUGUGGGUGGAAGCCCUGUGGUUCUGCACAGAUGAUUGACAAGUUCCCUGUUUCCCCGAAAAUAAGACCCUUUCACUUUCAAUCACUUUACCUCCAAUCCAGUAAUCCAUAAACGUUGUAUUUUCCAUAUUGUAUUCUUCUGCUCUCUUUUUAAUGAUUGCUUAAAUAAAGUUUUUAAAUCGUUA
Messenger RNA from Thamnophis elegans (Western terrestrial garter snake), 1276 nucleotides. RefSeq lists its product as uncharacterized. The coding region runs from base 102 to 1070 and encodes 322 amino acids. The transcript is spliced from 2 exons. The record is from RefSeq and is a predicted model, not a curated record. NCBI's taxonomy places the organism in Eukaryota, Metazoa, Chordata, Lepidosauria, Squamata, Natricidae.